Capsicum annuum is the source of this 2897-nucleotide messenger RNA. RefSeq names its product cysteine-rich receptor-like protein kinase 2. The transcript has 8 exons. Bases 299 to 2233 code for a protein of 644 amino acids. The record is from RefSeq and is a predicted model, not a curated record. Gene Ontology annotation, biological process: protein phosphorylation. Lineage: Eukaryota; Viridiplantae; Streptophyta; Magnoliopsida; Solanales; Solanaceae. Gene Ontology annotation, molecular function: ATP binding; protein kinase activity.
UCUGUCCUGUCACAUAGGACACCAACUUUGAAAACCCAAAAAAGGUACCAAAGACUUUUUUUUAUCAUAUCCAUUUAGUUUCAUUCAUCAUCAUUAAGAUAAAAAUUUUACCUUUUCCCUUUCCAUCACUUUGUUUCUAAAAUUCUUACAUUAGCUGGUCAGUUUGGACCUGCAAAUUCAGACAACAUAAGCUUUGUAUAUCCAGGAGGAAUUCCGCUAUCAUCCCAACAAUUCAUCGGGAGGCCUAAAUUCCUUAACGACAGAUACUACUCUAUGUUGUACAGCUCAUUCGGCCAAAAUGGAAAGAGCGACGCCUUCAAUUUUAUGUAGUCACUUUGUUAUCGUGUUGAUCCUACUUCUACCAGAUACAUCAGUGGCUGAACCGAGAUCCAAGAUAGUCCAGCUCAUAUGUGGAAACCGUUCGACGGUUAAUGUCCCGAAUUUUGUUGCCACGAUGGAAAAAAUAAGUCAACAAAUGGGAGCUAGAGGAUAUGGAGUAGCAGUUUCCGGCACCGGACAAAAGGCUAACUAUGGACUUGGCCAAUGCUAUGGUGAUCUUUCUUUACUCGAGUGUUUGUUAUGCUACUCUGCAGCACGUAACGUCUUUGCCCAGUGCUACCCUGAUAGUGCAGCGAAAAUUUAUCUCGAUGGAUGCUUUAUGCGAGUGGAGAAUUACAAGUUCUAUGAUGAGUAUAUAGGUCCAGGGGACAGGCGUGUAUGCGGAAACAGGACGAGAAACGGUUUAUUGUUCCAACAGAAUGUUAGGCGAGCCGUUCAGCAAGCAGUUGCAGAUGCACAGAGUAAUAAUGGCUACGCGCGUGCUCAAGUGUCAGUGCCUGGGUCUUCCCCGAUGACAGCUUAUGUUCUCGCCGAUUGCUGGAAGACGCUGAGCACAAACUCCUGCGCGGCAUGUUUGCGAAAUGCAUCUGCAUCCAUGUUGAGAUGUUUGCCGUCGUCAGAAGGUAGAGCUCUGUAUACUGGAUGUUUCAUGAGGUAUUCUGAUACGAAUUUUCUCAAUGCUAUACCCACCGGUAGAGGCUCCUCGGCAAGAGGAAAAAUUGUAGUCAUUGUCAUUGUUGUUGUUAGUUCCGUUAUCGUUUUGGGAGUAUGCGCGUUCAUCGGUAUUGGUGUCUGGAAGAAAAAACAAAUCCAGAAGAAGAGAAAAGGUGCAAACAAUGCUGAGAAAUUAGUGAGGAUCCUUCACGACAUCAGCUUGAACUUCAAGUAUUCGACACUUGAGAAAGCCACGGGGUCAUUUGAUGAGGCCAACAAGCUCGGGCAAGGUGGAUUUGGCACGGUUUAUAAGGGAGUUUUGGCAGAUGGCAGAGAGAUCGCCGUCAAAAGGCUGUUCUUCAACAACAGACACAGAGCUGCAGAUUUUUAUAAUGAGGUUAACAUAAUCAGUAGCGUCGAGCACAAGAAUUUGGUACGGUUAUUGGGUUGCAGCUGCUCAGGACCAGAAAGCCUUCUUGUAUACGAGUUCCUCCCUAACCAAAGUCUUGAUCGCUUCAUCUUUGAUCUGGCCAAGGGUAAAGAUCUAAAGUGGGAGAAAAGAUUUAAGAUAAUCAUAGGGACUGCAGAAGGUUUGGUAUAUCUACACGAGAACACAAAGACUCGGAUAAUUCACCGAGACAUAAAAGCAAGCAAUAUCCUGUUGGACUCGAAGCUCCGUGCAAAGAUUGCUGAUUUUGGGUUGGCCAGGUCGUUCCAAGAAGACAAGAGUCACAUAAGCACCGCCAUCGCCGGCACAUUAGGAUAUAUGGCUCCGGAAUACCUAGCACACGGCCAAUUGACGGAAAAAGUAGACGUUUACAGCUUUGGAGUUCUUCUACUGGAAAUCGUGACAGGGAGGGAAAACAGGAGCAAAGACAACGAAGACACAGACAGCUUAGUUUCCAUUGUGUGGGAUCACUUUCAACGUGGUAUACUGGAGGAACUAUUCGAUCCAAAUCUCAUGUUGCACGACUACCACAUCACCGUGAGAAAUGAGGCCGCGAGAGUUUUACAUGUAGGACUUUUAUGCACUCAAGAGAUCCGAACGUUAAGGCCAUCCAUGUCUAAGGUAUUACAGAUGCUUAUCAAGAAAGACGAAGAUCUUCCUCCACCUACUAAUCCACCAUUCGUCGACGAGAAAACCAUGGAACUUCAUGGCCCUUGGGAGAGGUAUUCGAAUAGCCAAGGCGAUUUUGUUUCGAUCGCCAACUUCUCUCACAGUUCUUUUUACCCGAGAUGAUGAUAUCUUGUGCCCCGAGUACAUCAUGAUCGAGCGGUUAGUUAUAAUGGCAAAUGUGUCUCGGUCGUAAACAAGUUGAGGUUGGCUAUCUGAAUCGGAAAUCCGUUUAAGCUUUGUUAGAAUAGGAAUAGAAUUGUAUAUAGUACGAAAUGUACUUCUACGCAAUUGCCCCGUAGAUCCUAUAUCUAUCUAUAUGAAGAAGAAAUCGUGUAACGAAGGGGAUUCUUAUUUGUACAAAUGGUACUUCAGCCUUGCACCUCUAUUGAGUAAUGCCUGAGUCGCAACAUCAAGGUCUGAGCCAAAUUGAGCAAGGGCGGCCACUUCAUGACUGACAAAUAAGACGACGGUCACCUGCUUGUAAAAAUAUUGUAAUGUCGUGUCUAUAAAUAGGGCUUAGUGUGAUAAUGUAGUGGUAUCAGAGCUUUGAGGAGAAAUAUUCGGAAAAAACAACAAUGUUAGUCGGUCACCGUGAGUGUUUAUUUCUCACAUGCUAUCAGAGCUUCCCUGCGUAGUGUUUUCGUAUAGAAAUGAAGUUCAUUAUGAUAUUUGAGGUCCUAGUAGAGUCAAAUCAACCUUCGAAUCUCGUUAUUUUGUUAGUUUCAUUGAUAAUUAUUUAAGAUGUAAUAGGAUUUUCUUAAUAAAAAUAUUUGUUAGUUAUUUUCUA